Molecule: messenger RNA, 3750 nt
Organism: Esox lucius (northern pike)
Lineage: Eukaryota; Metazoa; Chordata; Actinopteri; Esociformes; Esocidae
Gene: marchf9
Product: E3 ubiquitin-protein ligase MARCHF9
Exons: 4
Coding region: 1363-2391 (342 amino acids)
Biological process (GO): protein ubiquitination
Molecular function (GO): ubiquitin-protein transferase activity; zinc ion binding
Source: RefSeq, a predicted model, not a curated record
CAAUGCGCAGCACAGCGGUGGAGCUUCUUCUUUCACGGAUAAAUGGAAGAAAGAAUAAUCACAAGACAAUUAAGGGAGAAAAACAAAAAAGAUAAAGACAUCCAAUUUUCGAUUAGACUAACAUGCAUUUACAUGACUGGAACCUCCGUUCUUCCGUCAUCCAAAUCGAUUUCGAUGGAGGCACGUCUGUUGCUGUCAGAAGCAAGUAUUUCAUCGCUAUGUAAAAUAACGUUUUAUUGUUAUUGAACGGACGGACAUAAUUAGUUACCUUUGGAAAACGAACCUGUUAUUUGGUCGCCAAGUUUAUUUGGCAUUGCAAUGUAGGCCUAAUCGUUUUGCUUUGUUCGCCUUUUCUGGGGGGUUCAUCCCUGGCAUUUUCGGUUCUUCCUGGUGUGUGUUUUGCAGGAAUCCUUGCAGGAAGAAGCGAAAACAGCAUGGAAAUUCAAUGGCAAAGAGAAGUGUUUUCCUGCAUAUGCUUGAUGUCUGGUCCGAUUAUGUUUAAAAUGCGAACACGUUGGAUAGUAAAGUGUCUCUCGGACUUGUGUGGAGGGGUAACAGUGUGGGACAUAUUCUCUAUCUAUCAUCCAGAAAAAACACAGUAAGGAAGCAGGGGAAGAUAAAAACACCGCGAUCGAAUGGCUUGCAAGCUUUUAAGGGACAAACAAAAGAUAGAUUGCCACCUCGUUUAAUUUCACCUGGCCUCUUUUGGACGGACUAAACAGAUGAAGUUAUUGCCAAAAAAAGAAUCGAUGGAAUUACAGAUCAGUUUUUUAAAAAUAACAUUUUACAUUAUCUCCUAGCCUCCAACACUACCUUCAGUCGGUCUCUAUCUUGCUCCCCUCUCUCUUUGAAGAUAGAACACCAAAUUUUCGUUCAGUAUCGUGGACAGCCCUGGAAACAUUGCAAUUGUGCAAUGAGGAUAAAAAACGUAGCCUGCGUGAGGGCAGUUUGAUCAUUUUGCUGUAUGUUUGUGCUCAUCGCACACACUGAAAGCAGUCGUGGAUUUUUUGGUAUUGGCAUCCGUUGAAUCCAGAAAGAAACAUUCUCUACUCAUCCUUGAAAAAAACUUCCGCAUUGACUACCAUAGUCUACACAUGGUCACAAAUCAAAUGGAACAGGAGGGAUACAGUCUAUUUACAUUGUCAUAUUUUGACAAUGAUUUCUGUUCAGCAGCUUUGCUUUUUUAUAUUUAGUUUAACCCCAUAACUAGAUAAAGUUAAUUAAACCCGAAAGGCUUGCACUUUGUGGUAAUAAACAUUUUACAAAGGCAGUUAUGUCUCCCAAAUAGUGCAAAAGAAAUGACUGAUUCAGCAAAGUCCCUUUACUGAUACCCUUUAGUGUUUUGCGUAUGUUAGCUAGUUCAUGAUGUUUAAGUACCGGAUCCGUAUGUUUUUCAAUGAACUAAAAGUGCUGGUUUUGAUGCGGUCUGGCUCAAGACAGGGGACUGAUUCAGACACAGGCCCAGAAAGGCAAACAAGCAGCAUGCGGGGACUCGGGGUAGGAGGCUGUGGGUGGCCCCCUUUCGACUGCUCCACCCAGGACGACGAGGAGGAGUACUAUGGUACUGACCCCCGGCCAAGGAGUAUGGCUUUUGAGGAGAAAGAUCCAAAGCUUCAAACUGGCCUGGACGCGGUGUCCCUCACAAGCACCUUGGACAGUGGCAUGCGCUCGCCGCAGUGUAGGAUCUGCUUCCAGGGCCCCGAACAGGGGGAACUGCUGAGCCCGUGUCGCUGUGAUGGCUCCGUCCGCUGUACCCACCAGCCCUGCCUCAUCCGCUGGAUCAGCGAGAGGGGCUCCUGGAGCUGUGAGCUCUGCUACUUCAAGUACCAGGUCCUGGCGAUUAGCACCAAGAACCCACUACAGUGGCAAGCCAUCUCUCUGACUGUGAUAGAGAAGGUGCAGAUAGCAGCCAUUAUCCUGGGUUCUCUGUUCCUCAUCGCCAGCAUCUCUUGGCUGGUGUGGUCGUCGCUCAGUCCAUCAGCCAAGUGGCAACGCCAGGACCUGCUGUUCCAGAUCUGCUAUGGAAUGUACGGCUUCAUGGACAUAGUGUGUAUAGGCCUUAUAAUCCAUGAAGGAUCGUCUGUAUACCGGAUCUUUAAACGCUGGCAGGCGGUGAAUCAGCAGUGGAAGGUACUGAACUAUGAGAAAGCCAAAGACUUGGGUGACCCCAUCAGCUCCAGCGGCAAAGGCGGGGUGCGGGGGGGUCGAAACCCUCCCCACAGCUCUGCAGGAGUGGACAGGGGGGGACGGACAGGCCAGCGAGUUAGGACUAUUCUGAAUCACCACUGUGGCUAUACCAUCCUGCACAUUCUCAGCCAUUUGAGGCCCAGUGACCAGCGCAUCAGCACCACAGCCAACCGGGAGGUGGUCAUGAGGGUCACCACCGUAUGAGACCGGUCCAUGUGGGGGAGGGGUGCAGGAGAGACAGGAAGGGAGGACAGCCAACAACCAAGAUCAACCAACAAUUCCCCAAUCAACCUCAAUAAAAAACAGUGUCUCCCUAAGCCCAACGUGAAGUGCAGUGAGAGCAAACAAACACAAGGGCGUGGACGCAGAAAUCCUGAUAACCCUACCCUAUGAGACACAAGGGGAGGGACUUCCGGGUAGCCCAACCCUAUGAGACACAAGGGGAGGGACCUCCUGGUAGCCCAACCCUAUGAGACACAAGGGGAGGGAACUCCUGGUAGCCCAACCCUAUGAGACAGAAGGGGAGGGACUUCCUGGUAGCCCAACCCUAUGAGACAGAAGGGGAGGGACCUCCUGGUAGCCCUAACCUAUGAAACAGAAGGGGAGGGAACUCCUGGUAGCCCAACCCUAUGAGACAGAAGGGGAGGGACAGCGACAUAGUUGAAGUGUUGCUGACUUUGCAGACAAAGACUGUAGAACAAAAGAGGUUUAAAAGAAACUGCUUCACGUUUUUUUUUUUAAGCUGGUUGGCUUUGUUUCACCAGCUAAAUGAUACAAAGCAUUGUCAUUAUUUAAAUUAUUUUGUUUUCUAAAGAAAAAUUAUUCAAAGUAUUGUUAUUAUUUUAUAAUCAGGAUAUGUAGACAAAAAAUGAAUAGGGAAUAGAUCUGCCCCCCCAAACCAAUACCACCAACGUUGAGCCAUAUCUUAUUUUCCUUAAAUUCAUCACAUAGCGUCCCAGUAUCUCCAGAACAUCCUCUUUCUCUUGUCACGGUAUCUACAACUUAGUGGUGUUGUUAGGAACCAGAAACAUCCGGUUUUCAGGGAUACAUGUAUCUUCAACUUUACAUCUUUUUGCCUGAAAACAGAAAGUGAGGACUGCACUCAGGCCUUUUCUUUCAUUCCUACUAUGUUAGUUUAUGGUGUCUGUGACAGAGAAUCUGUACCUAAAGUAACACCGGAACUGUCUCUGUGACGGAAAGCAAACUGAGAGCCGCCUAAAGAAUAUGAGCAACAACAACAAUAAGAAAGAGAUGUAACUGGCACAAAUGAAUGAAUGAGAUUCCAGAUUUACAAUUUAUCUUCUGCAAUAAAGAAACCUGUAUAUGUCAUAGUGAGCCCCUAUAUGACAUCACAGCUUUACUGUACACCAUAUUUUCCAUCAAUAUUUAAUUGUUCCCUCAUUUACUUUGCGAUGUUGAGAAAUGGGUACCGGGAAGUUUGUCAAGUUAACACGGCAGAAUUUCAUCAGUGAUUUGCAUUAGUCUUCAGAACCAUAUUAAUUAAUCUUAUACAUCUUUCAACUUAUAGAAGCAAAUAUAUAUUUUUUUUUUAUUUCAUUUUGA